Molecule: messenger RNA, 169 nt
Organism: Racocetra persica
Lineage: Eukaryota; Fungi; Glomeromycota; Glomeromycetes; Diversisporales; Gigasporaceae
Source: the annotation of a GenBank genome assembly
GCCACACAAUAUUCAUACUAUAGAAUUCUCGUCGAUGAAUCAACUCGUGAAGAAUUUAAAUAUUUCGUAGUAUGCAUAAUGUUUUGGGAUCAUAAAAAAAAUAUACCAUCAGUUACUGUGACCAAUCUUGAGGAUUUAAAUAAUUGCACUGGCCAAUCGGUAGCAGACA